Ostrea edulis (European flat oyster) is the source of this 3507-nucleotide messenger RNA. RefSeq lists its product as uncharacterized. The coding region runs from base 227 to 1969 and encodes 580 amino acids. The transcript has 2 exons. The record is from RefSeq and is a predicted model, not a curated record. NCBI's taxonomy places the organism in Eukaryota, Metazoa, Mollusca, Bivalvia, Ostreida, Ostreidae.
CACGUGCUAACAUUCCUCAUUUAAUGUCCGUGUUUAUUUAAGGCAACUGAUCGGAAUAUAAACGUCAUAAGGAUUUGAAGUUGCAUUUCCUCUAACAAAACGCCAUGAAAACAUUCGGUACAUCACACAACAGGGAUAUUGUGGAAUAUUCGAGUAUGAGCAUCUGGUGAAAUUGGAAAUCUUUUCAAAGGCACGGGUGUUGUGUUAAGUAGGACAUUUUUGAUAAAUGGAAACUGAUUUAAGCCAAUAUUUUCCAAAUGACAGUAUAUUUAAUUUGGAUGAUGACAGUGAGGAGAAGGAUGUUUAUAUUCCACGGGGAAAUAUUUUGUCAAGUCCCCGAAAAGCAGAUAAAAGCAUAAAAGAGUAUUUUACUGACAGUAUAUUUCUAUCAGAUGGUGAGGAAGAAGAUAAAAGCAUAAACAAGUAUUUUACUCAAGACAGUAUAUUUCUAUCAGAUGGCGAGGACGACGACAAAGAAGAAGAACCCAUAACUAAACGAUCGACACCAAGAUCUCCCCGUCGGAAUUUCAAUCUUCAGGAGCUUCAAAACCUCGACUUAUCUGGAAUUGAAGUAAAAGAAGAGAUUCCUAAUACGCCAACGAUAAAGAUUGAAGAACAUAAUGAUGAUACUGACGACUCUCCAGAUGAAAAUAUAUAUGAUACUCCCCCUCCUCCUCUCCCAAAAAAGAACAGACACACCUUGGCUGUGUCCACAGAAGAGGAGAUUUACAGGCGGUCAGAAAGUGACCUCACUAGUUCCAGAAGAGGUAGCUGUCCAGAUUUCCUUGGAACAUGGGAAAGGGACUCAUUGGUGCAACAAAAAUACGAUAACCUUUUGGCCAAUGAAGGACUAGAACACAGUACUGAAUAUGAAUUUGCAUCAAAUAUUGGUAGUCAGAAACGCGUAACUCGCAAAAAAUCGUUGAAGGAUAUGUUGUCUACAAUAUUUCCUAAUCGAAUAUUUCUCUCUGUAAGUGAUUCAGAAAUUGACAAAACAAGGUCAGAGAACAAACGCGAUUCACGUUUAUUGAAUAAAACCAAGACAGGUGGCAAAGGCACGUUCAAUAUAUGGUCAGUGAAGGACAAAAUGUCCUUAAAAUACAAAGAAUUUUGUUCUGUAGUUUGUCCAAAAGAUAUGGGGAGUAAAGGUGACCUUUUUCAAUUGGUGACCACGUUUUGCGUUCCCGCAGGAUGCGCGAAUGUGACCUCAAUGGUAGGGUAUGAUAAUGGACAAUGCUGGGUGGCCGCUGAAGCAUCAGAGAGUAUACUCCUCUAUGACAGGGCUGGAAACUUAAUGGAUUUUGUUAACGUAGGGUGUUCCGUAGACUCCCUCACAGUUGAUCAAGAUGGAAACGUGUUCAUGUCUUGUCCAGAUCUGAAACAAGUCCGUGUAUUCGAUCGUAAUCGACACGUGAAAACAUUUCUGGAUAUGACACAAUACCCUAGAGGGAUCGCCUAUAUGAUGAUUGAUGAUUCUAUUCUGGUGUGCAGAAACAACGAAAGAAUAGCUAAUGACCUAAAUAUGAAGGCUUGUAAUCCAUUGCGAAAAUAUCAGAUCCGCGGCCCAAGAAUAAAAGUCCCACAACCGAAGGAUUUAGCUGAUGGCAGGUUUGGCUACCCAAUCCGAAUAUGUGUCAAUGUGAAUGACGAUUCCAUUGUGUCAGACUUUGCCCAUCGGUCUAUCACGGUGCUAGACCGCAUUGGAAGGAUUCGAUUCUCCUUCAAGUCGUCUAAAGAUUUCCCUGUUCCCAACCGCCAUUCAAUUUGUUGUGAUAACAAAGGAAAUAUAUACAUAUUUUCAAAAGGCAUGCCAAACGUUUGUAUACUGGAAUCUGAUGGCAAUGUUAAAGAUAUAUUUACUUGCCAUGAUCUCUCCAAUGAAUUCGUUUAUGCCUCUGUGUUUGAUUCUGAUGGUUACUUGUGGGUAGCUUGUAUGGACGGAUUCGUCAAAAUAUUUAAAACAUCUUGAAUUAACAUGAACAACUUUUAAAAAUGACAUACGGAAAAAAUCUCAAUUUCAGCAUGCUAGUAUUCAAGUUGCAGUCGAAGAAUGAAUGAGAUAAUAAGUAAUUGUUGUUAGUUUGUUGCUCUUACGUCAGAUUGGAAAUUUUUUCACUCAUAUAGAUAGGAGGAUUCGACUGGAAUCAUGGCGGGUGUGACCGGUCGACAGUGGGUGCUUACUCCUCCUAGGCACCUGAUCCCACUUCUGGUGUGUCCACGGGUCCGUGUUUACCCAACUCUCUAUUUUGUAUUGCUUAUAGGAGUUGUGAGAUUGACCACUGUUCGUUAUCUUCGUCUUUCAUAUGGAACUGUUACCAACUUACCAACCAAAGGUUAAGUACCAUUAUGCCUUAGUAGUAGAGAAAUUUAUUUUGCCAAGCCUACCGCGACACAGGUCAAUCAUUUUUAAAGGUUCCAUCCUUAUGACCCAUAAUUCUCCCUUCAAACACCCGGCACUUGGCGAAGGCGAAGUCACUGUGUAUGUUAAACCUCUCUAUUGUCGGGAUCGAGAAUCAACACAGCACGUCCCAGUUGCGAAACGAGAACCAUAACCUCUAUGCUAUCAUGGUCGGUAAAUAUAGCUAGUAAUAAAAAGAAGAACGAUAGAUGAUUCGUAAUGCAAUCUCCAAGCUACUAAAAUAAACUAAAGAUAGUAGAUAUUCCAGUUACAGAAAUGGGAAUUAGAGACAAUAAGUGUUCAAGUUACGGAAAUGGAAAUUAAAGACAAUUUAUAUUCAAACAUUCAAGUUACGGAAAGAGAAAUAAGUAUUCAACUUACAUUAACAGGUCGCGGUAGCUCAAUAGUAGAGCCUUCGUUUCGUAACCGAGAGGUCGUGAGCUCUGCUCGAACCAUGACCUUCGCCAAACGCUCGGCAUUUAGAAGUGAGAAUCACUGGUCUUUCGAGCAUGACUUUAAAAACGGAUGUCGCGGUAGGCGUUGGCAUGUUAAAGAACCCUCACUUCUACGACCCCGAUCGCUAAGCAUAGGUCUAAAUGUGUGGUACUUCACCUACAGCUAGUGAUGUCUCAAUAUGAGUGAAAAUAUCUCCUAAACAAUCAAUGAAUCAACUUACAUGAAGAGGAAUUAGUGAUAAUUUGUAUUCAAGUUACAGAAAGAGGAACCAAGACAAUUAGAAUUCAGGUUAGAAGGAAUGAGAGACUAUAUCUUUGCUAUUUGAUAUGUUUGUAUGACACAGCCCAUGUCGUUAUAUUUAAUGCUGUCUGGUGUAUAUCAUGUAAUAAUUUUGACAAACCAAUAGCAUACACAUUUCUGCUUGUGCAUUGUAUAUAAGCCGACCGAUUCUGUAAAGGAAAACAUUGUUUUCUUAUUCGUGAGUGAGGCCAGCUAAACUGUACAACCUCUAUAGUUCCCAUGUAUAGUAAUAUAACAAAUAAUUAUAUCAUUGGUUUUAAGGUAUUUCCUAACCAGAGUAAUUCGACUACAUGUAUAUUGUAGAAUUUUCCUUUAGUUUGACCAACAAACAAUAAAAGAAUUUAUCAACUCUA